Molecule: messenger RNA, 5823 nt
Organism: Orbicella faveolata
Lineage: Eukaryota; Metazoa; Cnidaria; Anthozoa; Scleractinia; Merulinidae
Product: xanthine dehydrogenase/oxidase-like
Molecular function (GO): molybdopterin cofactor binding; molybdenum ion binding; 2 iron, 2 sulfur cluster binding
Source: RefSeq, a predicted model, not a curated record
GCGAAAGAUUUGGUGAACAGUCGAGAUUUCUUGAAAACCCGAGAUUUUACGAUCUUUCAUUUGAGGUGGUAUUGAAAGAUUAACUUGUCACGCCAGAAAUUAGGACUAUCGAAGGUCAUAUGAAAGAUUUAUACUUGACUAUACGGUCAUCAUAUUCUAUUGUCAGACAAACGUUUUUGAAAUUAACCUACUUUUGGUCUUAUUUUAUCUUCUUUGUCGCUAAUAUUCAGACCACUUGGGUUGCAAAAAUCCUGUAUUUGUUUUGGUUGACAGAAACGGAGACUACACGUGCCUGGGGGUACUGUUCUCUCGUCCCACGAGGCUGACAAACAUGGCCCAUUUAGGGAAAGGUACCCCCCACCUCUUCCCCCCCUCCUGUACUAACAAGAUAUGUUUUAACUAAACAACAAACAGACGUUUCAAACAACAAGAACAUACUCUAUGGGCUUCAAUGAUAAAGUUUACCAGAGUCACCUAUUUUUUAUAUACAUUUACUUCAAAUUUAAAGUUAGUUGCUCUAAACCCUGUCAGUGUUCUGUAAUUAGUAGAUUGUUUAUUAGCCAUAAAAAUGCAUCAAUUUCAAACAAUAUACUAGUUAAUAGAGACAAGCCCACAGUAUGACCUGCAAUCAGGCAUCUUCCCCCCUCCCCGCUGGGUUUGAAUACAGGGGGGAUGGGGAGGGUAUGAUCGCAAGUUACCCACCUUGUGAGUACCUGAUUUAUAUGACCACCUCAGCAUCAUGACCACUUUUGUUUCCACUGAAAAAAAAAUCUGUCAAUCAGUCUUGUCUUGUCUUUUCUUUCAUCUAAUCACACGUGACCACUGCGACAAUACAACAUGGUUUUGGAAGGCGCACCAAGAUCAGAUUUAGUAGGAUCCAUAAUAGUUUCAAAGUUAAUCCCAGGUGUAUAAGGGGAAAUUGGAUUGUUACCCCAAGGGUUUUUUCAGAAUUCUGAAAACACGAUUCACUUUGUGACAGUGAAACUUUCGGAAAUGGUUCAUUUAUUCUGUUUUAAAAUUUUGAUGUACUGAUGUCAUCUUCAUCUGUUUCCCCAUAUCAUUUGACACUACCAUAGUAGGUAAUGGUAUUUGAAUUUUAGUUUAAGCCAACUUUGAUCUUUUGUUGUUUUUUUUUAUAUAGUUUUCUUAAGCUGCAUUGCCCAAUUAGUACCUUAAUCUUUAUAUUUCGAUAUUAGUUUGAAGUAAGUUUUUUAAUCGGUAAUUUGUACAUUAUUUCAGAUCCGAAGAUGACAGAUCUAAGAUAGUAGACUUACGAUAUGAUGUCACCUGAUAUCAUAUGACACAUAAUUGACAAGUAACUUCUUAUCUUGUUCAAACUGAGGACUAUCAAUGAAAUGGAAAUAAUUUUGAUAUACUUUAUUAUAAUGAAAACUAAAGGGGAGGGAUUUCCCUUUUACGCCUGUCCCCUCCUUGUUUCAUAGUUUGUGGUGAGAAUUUUCCGAAGUUAUCCAAAAGGUUUUGAUGAGUCCAAUUAUAAUGAAAAACUAUGGGGAGAGAACCCUUUUAUACCUACCUUGACCAUUUUUCCACAGUCUGUGGUCACCAUGGUAAUUUUUCAAAAUUAUUGAUCAGAAAUAAUUUUGAUGCAGUCUAUUUGUAACAAAAAUCUAGGGGAGGGCCCCUUCCCCCUCUUCCAUCUUUUUGUCACAGUCUGUAGAGGUAUGAGUUUGCUGAUUGAAAUAAAUUAUUAUAAAUAUUAUUCUCAUAAGGUCAAAUAAUAGGUAUCAUAACAUUUUGAAAAAUCCUUUGAGUACAUGUACAUUGUGUACAUCGUUUGGUGUUUUUAUUGUCAAUUACACUUAAUGUUUCAAAAUUGUGGAUGUCUCUUAAAAGUUAAAUGAUUAUUGUUCCUUAACAGUAUAUCAGUGGGUUUAACAGGCACCAAGCUUGGAUGUAGUGAAGGAGGCUGUGGAGCAUGUACUGUCAUGAUCUCCAAGUACGAUCAUGAAAAUAAGAAGAUCAAACAUCUUUCUGCAAAUGGUUGUUUGCUGCCAUUGUGUGCAGUUGAUGGCAUGGCUGUUACCACAGUGGAAGGUAUCGGAAGCACCAAGACUGCUUUGCAUCCAGUACAGGAACGGAUUGCUAAAUCUCAUGGAUCUCAGUGUGGAUUUUGUACUCCAGGAAUUGUAAUGUCCAUGUAUGCUCUGCUGAGGAACAACCCUUUACCAACACACAAAGAAAUGGAAAGUGCCUUUGAAGGAAAUUUAUGCCGAUGUACUGGUUACCGGCCCAUUCUGGAGGGAUUUAAGACCUUCACAAAGGAAUGUUGCAGUAAGGGAGGGAAUGGCUGUUGCAAGGAAACAAACCAAAAUGGAACCUGUAAUGGCACUGUGCAGAAUGGUGUUUUAAAUGGUGCCAAUGAACUGUUCAAGGCUGCAGAAUUUGCUCCAUAUGAUCCAACACAGGAUGUGAUCUUCCCCCCUGAACUAAUGCUUCCAGAAGCUGCCAAGCCAAAGAGUCUCUACAUUAAAGGAGACCUUGUCACUUGGAUCAGACCAACAACAUUAGAAGAAUUGUUAGAGCUGAAGAUGAAACAUCCAAAAGCUAAACUUGUGAUUGGUAACACUGAGAUAGGAAUUGAAAUGAAAUUCAAGAAGCAGAAUUACCCAGUCCUGAUAGCUCCUACUCACAUCCCAGAACUAAACGCUGUGGAACACACAUCAGAUGGCAUCAAGUUUGGUGCCUCAGUGACUCUUACUACGUUAGAAGAUGUUCUCAAUGAGGCUUGUCACUCCAUGCCUGAAUACAAGACAAGAUGGUUCACAGCAAUACUUCACAUGCUCAAGUGGUUUGCAGGUCAUCAGAUAAGAAAUGUUGGGGCUAUUGGUGGAAAUAUCAUGACUGCCAGUCCAAUAUCAGACCUGAAUCCGGUGUUCAUGGCUGCGAGGUGCACUCUAACAUUAGCUGCUGCUGGAGGAAAAACAAGGAAAGUGAAGCUGGAUGAGAAUUUUUUCACUGGAUACAGAAGAACGGUGUUACAACCAAGUGAAGUUUUGGUGGACAUUUUUAUUCCGUUUACGGAAAAGCAUGAAUAUGUGUUCGCCUUCAAGCAAGCUCGUCGGCGUGAAGAUGAUAUUGCUAUAGUGAACACUGGUAUGCGAGUGCUAUUGGAAAAGCCAACAAAUUCCAGUUCAUGGAAAAUUCAGGAUUGCAGUUUCAGUUUUGGAGGCAUGGCCCCUACAACAGUCAUGGCCAUGAAAACCAUCAAGGGACUCACUGGCAGAACAUGGAGCGAGAGUAUUGUUGAAGAUGCUUGUCAGUUGUUAGCUGAAGACCUGCCACUCAAACCCGGGUCACCAGGCGGUCAGGUGGAAUACAGGAGAUCACUUGGCACGAGCUUCUUCUUCAAGUUCUAUUUGAAUGUUUCUGUACAGCUCAGUAACCAAGAGGCAGCUCCCAAAGUUGAGAUUCCAAAGACCUUCGUGAGCGGAACCGGUCAUUUUCUAAGAGAUGUUACCUACAGCACACAGACCUUCCAGGAAGUCCCGGAUGAUCAGUCGAUAGAGGAUGUGGUUGGUAGGCCUGUUGCGCACUUAGCAGCUGCUAAACAAGCCACAGGAGAGGCAAUCUACUGUGAUGACAUCCCCAAAUAUGCAGGAGAGCUUUACUUAGCAGCAGUUUUCAGCAAACGUGCUCAUGCAAAAAUCCUGGAUGUUGACCCGAGUGAGGCUUUGCAUUUGCCAGGAGUAAAGACGUACCUUGGCGUUGAUGAUGUACCAGGCCAAAAUGCAACAGGACCUGUGAUAUUUGACGAGGAAGUAUUUGCCUCAGAGAAGGUGACAUGCGUGGGUCAAAUUAUUGGCGCUAUUGUCGCUGAAACUCAGGCCCAGGCCCAACGAGCAGCCAACUCAGUAAAGGUCACAUACGAGGAUUUACCGAGAAUAUUGACCAUUGAGGAAGCCAUAGCGGCCCAGUCGUUCUUGGAAUCUACACCAAUGUGUAUUCAGAAAGGGGACCUGGAAACUGGUUUUGCUGAAUCUGAUCACGUGUUAGAAGGAGAGAUGAGAGUUGGCGGACAGGAACACUUCUAUUUGGAGACACAAGCCACAAUAGCUGUUCCUAAAGGGGAAGAUGGUGAGAUGGAACUUUUCGUUUCCACUCAAAAUCCAACAUUGACUCAGAAACUCGUUGCAAAAGCUCUAGGAGUUCCUGCCAAUAGAAUUGUGGUGCGGGUCAAAAGAAUGGGCGGUGGAUUUGGAGGCAAGGAGACUCGGAACUGUUUUCUUUCCAGUGUUGUGGCUGUGGCGGCUGCCAAGGUUGGUAAGCCUGUGCGAUGCAUGCUUGAUCGAGAUGAGGACAUGAUGAGCACGGGCACAAGGCACCCAUUCUUGGCCAAUUACAAGGUUGGCUUCACAGUGAACGGGAAGAUCAAGGCUUUAGAUGUCAAGAUGUACAGCAAUGCUGGAAAUUCACUUGAUUUGUCCAAAGCUGUCAUGGAGCGAGCUCUUUUUCACAUGGAAAACUGUUAUCUUAUCCCUAACAUCCGUGGACAAGGCUACAUGUGUAAGACCAAUAUCCCAUCAAACACUGCGUUCAGAGGAUUUGGCGGACCGCAGGGUAUGAUGUUUGCUGAAUCAUGGAUCGGUGACAUUGCAGUCACGUGUGGCAUUUCACAGAGACAGGUCAGAGAGCUGAACUUUUAUCACGAAGGAGAUGUAACUCAUUUUAAUCAAGAACUUGCCAGUUGCCACAUCCAGCGGGUUUGGGACGAGUUGGUUUACAAGUGUAAAUAUGAAGAAAGAAGGGAACACUUUGAUGCAUUUAACAGGGAAAACCGUUGGAGAAAGCGAGGCAUCGCUUUGACGCCCACCAAGUUUGGGAUUAGUUUUACUGCACUCUUCAUGAAUCAGGCUGGUGCUCUGGUUCACGUGUACACAGACGGAUCAGUUCUGGUUACUCAUGGUGGAACAGAAAUGGGGCAAGGACUACACACCAAAAUGGUGCAGGUAGCUGCUCGUAGUUUCGGAAUUCCAUUGUCUAAAAUCCACAUUUCUGAAACAAGCACUAACACAGUUGCAAACACAUCUCCGACAGCAGCGUCAGCUUCAUCUGAUCUCAACGGCAUGGCUGUCAAAAUUGCCUGCGAGCAAAUCCUUGAGCGGUUAAAACCUUAUCAAAUGGAAAAUCCUAAAGGAACGUGGGAGGACUGGGUUCGCUCUGCCUACUUUGAUCGCGUCAAUCUUUCUGCCAAUGGAUUCUAUAGAACACCUGACUUAGGAUACGACUGGAAAACGAACACUGGCCGAGUGUUUAACUAUUUUUGUUUUGGUGCUGCUUGCUCUGAAGUGGAGGUCGACUGCCUCACGGGAGAUCACCAGGUUCUUCGUACAGAUAUUGUGAUGGAUGUUGGUACCAGUCUUAACCCGGCUAUCGACAUCGGACAGGUCGAAGGCGGUUUUGUGCAAGGACUGGGUCUGUUCACCCUGGAAGAAGUUCGAUACUCUCAAAGCGGCUCUCUGUGGACGAUGGGGCCUGGGGCAUAUAAGAUUCCCGGAUUUGCAGACAUACCAGUGGAGUUUUACGUUCAUCUUCUGCGCAGUGCACCGAACGAGAAAGCUGUUUACUCUUCAAAAGCUGUAGGAGAACCUCCGUUGUUCCUGGCUUCCUCCGUGUUUUACGCCAUCAAGGAUGCUGUAAUGGCUGCCAGACGUGAGUCAGGUGUUGAAGGGAUCUUCAGACUGGACAGUCCUGCUACCAGUGAGCGCAUUAGAAUGGCUUGUGUCGACCAGUUUACUAAACAGGUGUGAGAGACCAGCUCUAUUGAACAGCAAUGGAAAUUGAGCUAUAUAAAUAAAGUGUUGU